AUGCGCACCCUCGGGUAUUGGUCCACUCUUCCCCUCAAUCGGAAGCCCCUGUAUGGCACACGCGUCGAAGUCGAUAAUGACAACCUCCUCGCCAUCUUUGGUUUUGAACAUCACGUUGGAAUCACGGAUAUCGUGAUGGACAAGAUUGAGGGAAUGAAGAUGUUUGAGUCCUGCCUCGAUCUGAUGACAACAGCUGUCGAUAUCGAUCUGAUGCUCCGUGUUUCUAGGUCCAUGAGCUCUUGCGCGUACUUUUCAAAACAAAGUCCGGUGAUUCUGCCAUCUUUCACCACACAUCCAUGA
Molecule: messenger RNA, 300 nt
Organism: Penicillium odoratum
Lineage: Eukaryota; Fungi; Ascomycota; Eurotiomycetes; Eurotiales; Aspergillaceae
Exons: 1
Coding region: 1-300 (99 amino acids)
Source: RefSeq, a predicted model, not a curated record